CCGUCAUUUUGCUUAUAACUCAAGCAAUAAUAUUAACUUCAGUACUUCAUCACUCAUAUAACUUGAAAACUACUACCAAUAUAAAACACUACUACUAUAUAUAAUAAUAUAAAUAUAUAUAGAUAUAUGGAUUCCGGUAAUUACCACUUUCCUCCACAUGAGUCUUCAUCAUCCCCUUCAAGUAGUAGUACUACUAUUGGAGAUACUUAUCCGGAACCGGAAGUGAUGUUGGCGUCAGAAAACCCGAAAAAACGAGCCGGAAGGAAAAAGUUUAAAGAGACCCGACACCCGGUUUACAGAGGAGUAAGAAGUAGAGACAAUGGUAAAUGGGUUUGUGAAGUUAGACAUCCAAUUACACAAUCAAGGGUGUGGUUAGGGACACAUACAAAUGCAAUAAUGGCAGCCAGGGCACAUGACGUGGCUGUUAUAGCCAUGCGGGGUCCAUCCGCGUGUCUAAAUUUUGCUGACUCAGUGUGGCGGUUGCCCGUCCCUGAGUCAAAUGAUACAAAAGAUAUACAAAAGGCCGCCGCAGAGGCGGCCGAGAGUUUUAGACAUGAGGAAGAAGAAGAAGAAGCUGUGACAGAUCAACAAACGGAGUUGCCGGAAAAUGAUUGUUAUGAGGAUGAAGAAGAAAUGCCCGGAUUUAUUGACAGAAUGGCGAAUGCACUCAUGUUAUCACCACCUCAUGAUCAAAUAGUGGCAAAUGGUAACAACUCUAUGAAUGAAAUGGAAUUUAGUGAUGAAAUGCCUCUAUGGAGCUUUUAGGCCAUUUUUCGUGUUCCUCUAUAUAUUUUUUGAUUUAUUUAUUGUCUGUGUUGUUUGCUUGUCCAUAUUUUUUUUCUCUUUAGCCUAAAUCUAGUUGUGGACAAUUUAAGGUAAGUAGAAU
Messenger RNA from Erigeron canadensis, 886 nucleotides. Its product is annotated as dehydration-responsive element-binding protein 1E-like. Lineage: Eukaryota; Viridiplantae; Streptophyta; Magnoliopsida; Asterales; Asteraceae. Bases 127 to 765 code for a protein of 212 amino acids. The record is from RefSeq and is a predicted model, not a curated record. The transcript has a single exon. Gene Ontology annotation, biological process: regulation of DNA-templated transcription. Gene Ontology annotation, molecular function: DNA binding; DNA-binding transcription factor activity.